UGCCUGAAGCUGUGCCUGAAGCUGUUCAAGUGCCUGAGGCUGUACAAGCGCCUGAGGCUGUACCAGUACCUGAAGCUGUACAAGCACCUGAAGCUGUACAAGCACCUGAAGCUGUACAAGCACCUGAAGCUGUACAAGCACCUGAAGCUGUUCAAGUGCCUGAAGCUGUGCCUGAGGCUGUACAAGUACCUGAAGCUGUGCCUAGAGCUGUACAAGCACCUGAAGCUUUACAAGCACCUGAAGCUGUACAAGCACCUGAAGCUGUACAAGCGCCUCAAGCUGUACAAGCGCCUGAAGCUGUACAAGUGCCUGAUGCUGUACAAGUGUCUGAAGCUGUACAAGCACCUGAAGCUCUACAAGUGCCUGAAGCUGUACAAGUGCCUGAUGCUGUACAAGUGCCUGAAGCUGUACAAGUGCCUGAUGCUGUACAAGCACCUGAAGCUGUACAAGCACCUGAGGCUGUGCCUGAAGCUGUAUGA
Molecule: messenger RNA, 479 nt
Organism: Candidula unifasciata
Lineage: Eukaryota; Metazoa; Mollusca; Gastropoda; Stylommatophora; Geomitridae
Source: the annotation of a GenBank genome assembly